AUGGAUCCUCAAAGCCAGACCACUUCACUACAAAGACUUCAGAAUGUCGAGAAGAGAAUAGUGAGGGUUUUGGAGCUAGCCGGCGGCGUAAUGGAGGAAAUGGCCAAUCCAAGCGGCCCCAGAAAGGAGAUCGUUAACAGCAACUGCACUGAGUUCAUGCAAUUAGUCAAGGAUAUUCAGAUGACGCUGAGAGAGGAAAUUAAAAGCGCUUGCGAGUACCGUCCGUUCGAGAAGUGUGACUAUGUUCCGAGGAUAUCGAGCGAGAUUUGUUGUAAGAAGUUGGAGUAUGUCAUCUCCCAGCUUGAUGAGAUGAAGCAAACAAUUGAGGAGUAUGGUGAUGGAGCUUGA
This is a messenger RNA of Striga hermonthica, 348 nucleotides long. Lineage: Eukaryota; Viridiplantae; Streptophyta; Magnoliopsida; Lamiales; Orobanchaceae. The record is from the annotation of a GenBank genome assembly.